UCUUGCGUCAUGAGCGUUUGUCCACGAACGCGGAGCAGCUGAUCCCGAGGAGCGCCGAGCCUCGGCUGGAACUCACCGGGAGAAAGUUUCUUAUUACAGCAUUUGUUGUGCAACACACAGCCAAACUAUUGUUGCCUUAACACUUGCAAUAAUUGAAGGUACGGUACUUGGCUGGCGUUUCAAAACGUAAUGUUGUUUAAGAAGAUUUGUAAGGAAAUUCACAUAGGCAUAUGUAUUUGUUAUGGUUAAAUAAUACAAAAUGUUUCAUCAAGGAAAAUGUAAUAGUUUACAAAGACAUUCCUUCAGUAUAUAUAGAUGUGUUAAAUCCAUUUCUACAAGACAGAGGACUCAAUGUGAAUGUUUAAAUUCCUUAGAUACAAACAAAUCAGAAAGUGAAUAUUUGAAAAUAUUUUCUUCUCAAGAAAAUAGAGUACAACCAAUUUAUAGAAACAGAGAAUUGAAAUGGUGUUUGCUCAAUGUAAAUACACUCAGGUUUCAACCCAGAAGAAUAACACAGAAAAUGUUUGGAGGAUUAUACACACAGCCACUCCAGAAUAAGCUGACUGAUAUAAGGUAUCGAGAAUACUCAUCCUCAUCAAGCACAGUGGGUGAAAGUCUGACACACUGGACUGCUAAACUGGAAGAUUCAGGUGUCCCAGAGAGCAGGCUUUCAGCAGAACAUAUUACUGCCCAUGUAAUGGGGAUGCCAAGGAGAAAGCUACUUGAAAAUUUAAGAAUAUCAGUAUCUGAGGACUUAUACAGUGAAUUAGACCGUUUGAUGACAUGCAGACUUGCAAGAAUGCCAGUUCAGUAUAUUGUCGGUGAAUGGGAUUUUCACAAUAUAACCUUGAAGAUGAGACCUCCAGUGUUCAUCCCCAGACCAGAAACUGAAAGUCUAGUUGAGAAAGCACUAGAGCUCCUACAGGGUAUAUCAAUGCCAAAAGUUUUAGAAAUUGGCUGUGGUUCAGGUGCAAUCAGUCUUUCUCUUCUGAAGUGUAUGAAAGAACUUCAGUGUGUGGCAGUGGACCAGAGUAAGCAUGCUGUUUCACUUACAAAAGAGAAUGCUCAGCAGCUAAAAUUAGAUGACAGAAUAGUAGUUUUGGAAGGCAAAGUAACCCAGGAAAAAUUCCCAGCUCUACCUUAUGAUAAAUUUGAUUUGGUAGUAUCUAACCCUCCCUAUGUUCUUCGGAAGGAUUUGAUGGGGGUUGGUCCCGAAAUUAUGAUAUUUGAAGAUAUGAGAGCUUUAGAUGGAGGAAAAGAUGGGCUGGACACAAUCAAACCAAUCUUGCUUCACUGUCAGCAUUUCCUUCCAUCUGGUUGUUCCAUACUCAUGGAGGUUGACCCAUGUCAUCGUUAUCUGAUACCUGCAUGGUUGAAGACACAAAAUGUAAAUUUGGAGAUCAGCAAUAUUAUUCAAGAUUUUAAUGGGAAGGACAGAUUUAUUGAGUUUACUAAGAUUUAAUGUAUACUUCAAUUGUUAUGUAGUAAUUAUAGAUGAAAUGAAUAUAAAAAUAGUCAUGAAGGUUUUGUUUAAGAAAUCUUAAAUGGAAAAUACCAUACUGUGAGAAUGUUUGUUACAGUAAACUAUUAUUGCUAAA
This is a messenger RNA of Penaeus chinensis, 1598 nucleotides long. It is a transcript of the gene HemK1, whose product is annotated as MTRF1L release factor glutamine methyltransferase-like. Gene Ontology annotation, molecular function: nucleic acid binding; protein methyltransferase activity. Bases 260 to 1462 code for a protein of 400 amino acids. The record is from RefSeq and is a predicted model, not a curated record. The transcript is spliced from 7 exons. Gene Ontology annotation, biological process: protein methylation. Gene Ontology annotation, cellular component: mitochondrion. Lineage: Eukaryota; Metazoa; Arthropoda; Malacostraca; Decapoda; Penaeidae.